ACUGAGCAUGCAGUCAGGCUCCAUGUCUCUCCUGGGCUAUCCUGGGGAUUGCAAUGGAACAUCCUACAGAACUCACUGUUACAUCCCAGUGACUCCUUCUGUUGCUCUUUGCUCCAGUGAUGUAAGCCCUGCCUUUGGGCUCUGCUUACCCAGCAGCUACCAAGGAAAUCUCUGGCUCCUGGAUAACUGCCAAGAAACCUAUGAUGAAACACCAAGCUGUGAAUCUCCCAGCUGUGAGCUCAAGACCUGUACUGCAAGUUGUACAAACUCCUGUGUGCCCUGCAACUCUCCGACAGUGGGCAACGUUGGCAGUGCCUGUGAAACUACCAACAUUGGCUCCGACCCCAGCUGCAGCCCACGCACUCAGACCAAUGGGUACGUAUCUGAUUGCUACGCACCCAGCCAAUGUGCAUCUAAAGCCUGCCAGACCCUCAGCAACGGCUUCAAAUGCUUUGGGCAACUCAAUUGCUUGUCCAACAGUCUCAGGCCCCUAAGCUACUGCAGACUGGGUAGCUUGGGGUAUAGAAGCUAUCAAAACCUUGGCUUCAUACGCAGUGGCUUCUCACCAUCGUGUUAUAUCCCCAGAAGCUGCCAAUUCCAAAGCUAUUUGAUGAGAAGUUCCCGAUAUCCAAGUUAUGGACCUGUGAGCUGCCAACCGCUGAGAUAUUUUUCUAGAAACUUCCAGUCUCUGAGCUACAUACCAAGUACCUUUCCUCCUCUGAGGUAUUUAUGCAGUAGUUGCAGACCUCUGAGUUGCUAUUGAUCAACCAAUUGCAUUUGCGACUACUGGAAAUUGUCCAGUGGGGCUUAUUCUACCAAGUGGUCAUCUUCUCUAAUAUUCUGCUGAAUUACUUCAUGCGUCCUAAGAAUCUUAUUAUAUUACCUCAAAUACAACUCUAGGACUGUUUAACCACAAUCAUCAACACUUGCUAGCUUUUUUUUUUUCUGUUGCUUUGUUAACGUCUCUUGUGUUGAGACCUGACCCUGAAGGUAGUAUUGUUCUGCGAUGGACUAUGAUGGAUGCACUGAAGAGAUUCCACAUAAAAUACAACCAUCGCCAGCUUUCCUAUUGUGACUGUUGCUCUCAAUUGUCUGCCAGUGGGAGUAUCCCCUACCUUCUUGAUAAAGGAGGGUCUUUUUGGUUUGACUAAUGAUUUCAGCAUGUUCUUUUAGAUAGUUUUGCUUUUUCAUCAAUAGUUUUGUGGACUGCUUAACUAGCAUCCUGCUAAUGAGCUAAGAGAGAGCAUUGCCUUAGAUAAGCUAUGCUGAGCUAUUUCACCCAUCCCCUACUGACUGAUUAUAAGGAUGUGCAAGCAGCAAUGUCCAACUACAGCUCAGAAUUGGAAGACCUUCAGCAAAUCUUCUCUUCCAAAGAAGGCCUGGAGUCCUCAAUUGGCCGGCAUUUGGCUUUUGUUCUCAAUGCCGAGAAGAGAGCCUCAGGAGUAGCAGCACAAGAAUUGUUUGUUGAAAGAAUGACAAAAUACUCUUACAGACUGUUCAUGGUUAGUGAUAAUCUAUGUUCAUGAUUCUGCUAUAAUCCUCCCCUGCUGAAUUAUUGCUUUCUGAUUUUAGAAAAGGUCCUGGUUCGUAGUUAAUAAACAAACUUCUAUUGGGAAAUAAUGA
Leopardus geoffroyi (Geoffroy's cat) is the source of this 1623-nucleotide messenger RNA. Its product is annotated as keratin-associated protein 24-1. Gene Ontology annotation, molecular function: structural molecule activity. Bases 8 to 763 code for a protein of 251 amino acids. NCBI's taxonomy places the organism in Eukaryota, Metazoa, Chordata, Mammalia, Carnivora, Felidae. Gene Ontology annotation, cellular component: keratin filament. The record is from RefSeq and is a predicted model, not a curated record. The transcript has a single exon.